Molecule: messenger RNA, 1569 nt
Organism: Fusarium graminearum PH-1
Lineage: Eukaryota; Fungi; Ascomycota; Sordariomycetes; Hypocreales; Nectriaceae
Exons: 4
Coding region: 1-1569 (522 amino acids)
Source: RefSeq, a predicted model, not a curated record
AUGUCAGACUAUCUGAGUACUUGGUAUUCUGCCAAUACUCAUUCGAGACAGAGUACAUACUCGAACUUUGCAUUCCCAGCUGCUCAGCAGGCAUUCCAGGAAGGACUGAACCGAUUCGCAUCAGAUCUAACCAAAGACUCUGAGAAAGUCGGUUUCUCGCAGAGUUUCUCCAGUAUACAGGAUAUCCAAUCCCUAGCACAGGACUCAUUUGCCAAAUACUCAGAUGAGAAGCGCUUCCCGAAAGCUAAGAAAUGGCUUCAAAGAAUCACUUCCAAAAUUCAUCACUAUGGCAAUAUUAUGGAUGUCUUGGUUCAGCAUCACCCUGACACCUACGCACAAAUUGUUGACGAGUCAAAGUCUGCUCAGAAUCACGAGGCGACAAUAGCUUUAAUCUCAAAAGCAAUGUCGCAAAUUGCGGAUUCUUUACCUCGUGUUGAGCUUGCCACGGUUCUCUAUCCAACCGAUCGCAUGCGGCAAGCAGUCAGCAACCUGUAUGCCAACCUUGUGAGAUUCUUCAUCCGCGCUCAUGAAUGGUGUCAAGAAGGCACACUGCGCCAUCUUCUGCAUAGUAUCACCCGCCCUCCCGAACUCAGAUACCAAGACCUCCUCGAAGAUAUCACAGCCAACUCGCGGGAGAUUGACCAGCUAGCUACUGCUAGUGCCCGUGUGGAGAUUCGGGACAUUAGUCUCAAACUAAACUCCAUUGUCGCAAAACUGGAUCAUUUCCAAUCCUCGUCGUCAAGUUCUGUCAUCCAGACGAACCAGAAUAUCAUCGCUAAGCUUGACUCUUUCCAUGCUUUACACUCAAGUGCAUUGUUGGACACAAAUCAAAGGUUGUCAGACCUCCAGUUCUCACAGAUCAUGUCACAUAUACAAGAUGGAAAGCUUGGCGACCCCUUGGAGGCAUUCCGAUAUAACGUGUCGGUACAAAUACGGCAUGACCGUGUCAGGGUAUAUGAGACGACGAAUGAGUUCUGGCAGUCACCCAAGCUACAUGCGUGGUCAACUGCACCAGAAUCAAGAGUGGCUAUUAUCAAAGGUGGUCUCCGUGCACGCCAUGCUUCUAGGAAGUUUUGUGUCAACAUCAUCAAGCAACUACAGUCCAGAAACAUACCUGUAAUAUGGGCUUUGCGUGGUGCCCAAAAUGAGUCUGGAGAUGGACGAGCUUCAAGCACAGACUUGUUCAAACAUCUCAUCCUCCAAGCGUUCAAGUUAUCCCAGGACUGUACAACCGAAAGCGCCAUGUCCCUUCAAUGUGCGCAAUUUCACAGAGCCAACGUGGAACAAGACUGGCUUCAACUCCUUGGCUCUGCAUUACUUCGGGCGCGGACUCAGAUCUACGUGGUCAUUGAUUUAGCGGUCAUAGACCACAAUCUUCUGCCAGCAGAAGGCUUCUCAUGGUUCAUUGCAUUUCAGAGUUUGUUCACAGAAAUGGUCAAACGGUCACCCAAGCUACAGGUCAAAGUACUGCUCUUGGGCAACAGUGUGACACAAACACCCGUUCGCCGGCGGAGAAAGAUGGAGCCGCGCAUCGAAGCUUACCAGCGGAAAGGAUAUCCUUGGUUUUAA